This is a messenger RNA of Mandrillus leucophaeus (drill), 2154 nucleotides long. RefSeq names its product zinc finger protein 468-like. Gene Ontology annotation, biological process: regulation of DNA-templated transcription. The record is from RefSeq and is a predicted model, not a curated record. NCBI's taxonomy places the organism in Eukaryota, Metazoa, Chordata, Mammalia, Primates, Cercopithecidae.
ACUUCUAAAGACUCUUGGUCCAUGAGGAAGAAACCCGGAAGAGGAAGAGGAAAGCAGAGGAGUCAGGGAUGGCUCUUCCUCAGGGUCUAUUGACAUUCAGGGACGUGGCCAUAGAAUUCUCUCAGGAGGAGUGGAAAUGCCUGGACCCUGCUCAGAGGACUCUAUACAGAGACGUGAUGCUGGAGAAUUAUAGGAACCUGGUCUCCCUGGAUAUCUCUUCCAAAUGCAUGUUGAAGACAUUGUCAUCAACAGGGAAAGGCAAUACAGAAGUGAUCGUCACCGGGACAUUGCAAAGACAAGCAAGUCAUCACACUGGAGAAUUUUGCCUCCAUGAAAUUGGGAAAGACACUCAUGACUUCGACUUUCAGUGGAAAGAAGAUGAAACAAAUGGCCAUGCAGCACCCACGAUGGAAAUCAAAGAGUUGACUGGUAGUACAGAGCGACAUGAUCAAAGGCAUUCUGGAAACAAGCCUAUUAAAGAUCAGCUGGGAUCAAGCUUUCAUUCGCAUCUACCUGAACUGCACAUAUUUCAGCCUGAAGGGAAAAUUCGUAAUCAAGUUGAGAAAUCUGUCAACAAUGCUUCCUCGGUUUCAACAGCCCAAAGAAUUUCUGAUAGGCCCAAAACCCUUAUUUCUAGUAAGUAUGGAAAUAAUUCCCUCCAUUCUUCAUUACUCACACAAAAAUGGGAAGGACACAUGAGAGAAAAAUCUUUCGAAUGUACCGAGAGUUUCAAAUCCUUUAAUUGUAGCUCACUCUUAAAAAAACACCAGAUAAUUCACUUAGAAGAGAAACAAUGUAAAUGUGAUGUAUGUGGGAAGGUCUUUAAUCAGAAGCGAUACCUUGCAUGCCAUCGUAGAUGUCACACUGGUGAGAAACCUUACAAGUGUAAUGAGUGUGGCAAGACCUUUGGUCACAAUUCAUCCCUCUUCAUCCACAAAGCACUUCAUACCGGAGAGAAACCUUAUGAAUGUGAAGAAUGUGACAAAGUUUUCAGUCGCAAAUCACACCUUGAAAGACACAAGAGGAUUCAUACUGGAGAGAAACCAUACAAAUGUAAGGUUUGUGAUGAGGCUUUCGUGUAUAAUUCAUAUCUGGCAAAGCAUACUAUACUUCACACUGGAGAGAAACCUUACACAUGUAAUGAAUGUGGCAAGGUUUUUAAUCGACUAUCAACCCUUGCACGCCAUCGUAGACUUCAUACUGGAGAGAAACCUUACAAAUGUGAAGAGUGUGACAAAGUUUUCAGUCGCAAAUCACACCUUGAAAGACAUAGGAGGAUUCAUAGUGGAGAGAAACCAUACAAAUGUGAAGAAUGUGACAAAGCUUUCCAGAGGGAUUCACACCUGGCACAACAUCAGAGAGUUCACACUGGAGAGAAACCUUACAAAUGUAAUGAGUGUGGCAAGACCUUCCGUCAGACAUCAUCCCUUAUAAUCCAUCGUAGGCUUCAUACUGGAGAGAAACCUUACAAGUGUAAUGAGUGUGGCAAGACCUUCCAUCACAAUUCAACCCUUGUAAAUCACAGGGCCAUUCAUACUGGAGAGAAACCUUACAAGCGUAAUGAAUGUUUCAAGAUUUUUAAUCAAAAAGCAACCCUUGCACAUCAUCAUAGACAUCAUACUGCAGAGAAACCUUACAAAUGGGAGGAAUGUGACAACGUGUUCAGUCAUGAGUCAAACCUUGAAAAACAUAAGAAGAUUCACACUGAAGAGAAACCAUACAGAUAUAAAAUUUUGAAACCUUACAAAUGUCAUGAUUGUGGCAGGGUCUUCAGUCAAGUUUCAUCCUACGCAAAACAGGAAAUUCAUACAGGAGAGAAAGCUCGCAAGUUUGAUGAUUGUGGCAAAGCCUUUACUUCACGUUCACACCUCAUUAGGCAUCAGAAAAUCCAUACUGGACAGAAAUCUUACAAAUGUCAUCAGUGUGGCAAGGUCUUCAGUCUGAGGUCACUCCUUGCAGAACAUCAGGCAAUUCCUUUUGGAGACAGUUGUUUCAGAUGCAAUGAGUAUAACAAACCAUCAAACAUUAAUUGACAUUAGAGUCAAAUCAGCCUUGACCUGAGUUUGAGUUGACUUAACAUUGAGUUCAAGCAUUAAUUACCAUUAAACUGUUUAUGUUAAGAGGAUUGUGCUGGGGGCCAUGGCCCAUGCUUGU